AAGCGACUGGAAAUAUCUGUCCCACCUGCCGGAAGCAAGCUGCGGAUGACUAAGGCCUGUUCCUGGUCUCGCGAGCUGAAGCUGUGUCAUCGCGAUACUAGCCCCCCUCCCCCCGAAAUGGCCGCGACCAGUCAAGGAAACUUUGAUGGAAAAUUUGAGGCACUGGAUCUUGCAGAAUUAACUAAAAAACAACCAUGGUGGCGUAAGCUGUUUGGGCAGGAAUCUGGGCCAUCAGCUGGAAAAUAUAGUGUAGCAACCCAGCUGGUAAUUGGGGGUGUUACUGGAUGGUGCACUGGUUUCAUAUUCCAGAAGGUUGGAAAAUUGGCUGCAACAGCUGUAGGNGGUGGAUUCUUUCUCCUUCAGCUGGCAAACCAUACUGGAUACAUCAAAGUUGACUGGCAAAGAGUAGAAAAAGACAUGAAGAAAGCCAAAGAGCAGUUGAAAAUACGUAAGAAUAAGCAAAUACCAACUGAGGUCAAGAGCAAAGCUGAGGAGGUUGUAUCAUUUGUAAAGAAGAAUGUUCUAGUGACUGGAGGAUUUUUUGGAGGCUUUCUGCUUGGCAUGGCAUCCUAAGAACUUCACUUCAUUGCUCUGUUUUUAUUGUUGUUGUUUGUUUCUUGCCAGCAGCUUCUACACUCCAACAUAGGACAAUCGGCACUCCUCUUCCUCAUCUUCUCCUGUGCCUUCCUCCCUGUUGUAGCAAAUCUGAAUGGCUUUAAUAGGUUUCUCCUAGUCCAAGGUUAAUACAGACCUUCUCAAUCUUGACAAGUUGGAAGAGACAGUAGAUGUUAACUCUUCCAGUACCCUCCUUACUUGGUUGGUGUGUAGCUUAACAAGAAUGUUCCUUUUCCCCUAUGUAAGAUCCUUUUCCAAACUUAAUUUGGAAAAGCAGCAUGUAGUUACCUUAGUAAAAGUUACAUGAAAAGGAACCAAAUACAUUUGCCUUUAGGCAUGAAAAA
This is a messenger RNA of Mus pahari (shrew mouse), 959 nucleotides long. RefSeq names its product FUN14 domain containing 2 (gene Fundc2). Gene Ontology annotation, cellular component: mitochondrial outer membrane. The transcript has 5 exons. Gene Ontology annotation, biological process: autophagy of mitochondrion. The record is from RefSeq and is a predicted model, not a curated record. Bases 46 to 573 code for a protein of 175 amino acids. Lineage: Eukaryota; Metazoa; Chordata; Mammalia; Rodentia; Muridae.